This is a messenger RNA of Orbicella faveolata, 5021 nucleotides long. RefSeq names its product cGMP-dependent protein kinase 1-like. NCBI's taxonomy places the organism in Eukaryota, Metazoa, Cnidaria, Anthozoa, Scleractinia, Merulinidae. Gene Ontology annotation, molecular function: cGMP-dependent protein kinase activity; ATP binding. Gene Ontology annotation, biological process: protein phosphorylation. The record is from RefSeq and is a predicted model, not a curated record.
UGUCAUUUCCAACUCGUGUGUCACUAAUAAUAAGAAAUAGCUUCGCUCGGCACGUUUGGAUAUUUUCAGUUUCUAUCAACAUACCACGCACCAAAAUAGCUCUGAGGGUUACAUACUGAAACGUUAGAACUAAGAACGCCCCAAUAACAGAAUGGGAAGCCAGGACCUCUAAAGGAUGGUUUGUAGAAAGACAAGGCUCGCCAACAACUUCAGACACGGUGGCACAGCUGCUGUUCCGUCGCCGGAUUCGGGAGAAGUCAUAACCGUAAUUCGGUGAACCAUUUCCUAUAAUACGAUAAACAAGCCGGCUACCAGACCACCAAAUAGAUGCAGGAACAUAUGGGCUCGCCGGUGUUCAAGCUGGUAGCUAGAACUUCCAGAAAUAACUCUCCUUUCUUCAGGAGUGAUACAAACAACAACAACGCGCCUCGGCCCAAGACACCACCGAUGAGCAGUCCAAAGCAAGAAAGGGACAGAGAAGGUGAACGACGAGCGGCGGCCUUGAAUCUGGAAUGGCUGAAAAGCUCCUUCAAACUACUCGAGAGUGCUCUGCGGGAACGAAACAAACAGCUGGAGAUACAAAAAAAGGAAAUAGAGUUCUUACGGAAUGAACUGAGAAGAAAGGAUGACGUUAUCAAGGAGUACGAGAAUUUGAUUAAUGAACGAGAGGACAUGGAAAGACAGGAGGUAGAAAUUUUACACAAGGAAAUCAAAACAUUGCGUAUGGAUGCCAUGUCUAAAGUUGUGACGAUACGAGAACACAAAAGCGAGAUUGAGCGACUGGAGAGUAAGGUUGAGAAACUGAUGUCAGUUAUGCCACCGCCUUCUCUACCCCGUGCGCGUGCGCAGGGAGUGUCAGCUGAGCCCGCCGCAAAAAAUCUGAACGUCAACUUUCAACAGUUUCUUAAACACUACGCAAAAAGUGACAGAUCUAAAGAACUUAUCAAAGAUGCAAUUUUGGACAAUGAUUUCCUCAAGAAGUUGGAGUCAUCACAAAUCCGUGAAGUUGUUGAGUGCAUGUAUGAGAAGAAAUGGAAAAAAGAUGAAUUCCUCAUCAAGGAGGGAGAGUCAGGAUCAGACCUUUUUGUGUUGGAAGAGGGUAAAGUCAAGGUGAUGAAGGAAGGAGCUGUGCUUGGGCAAAUGGGGCCUGGCAGAGUGUUUGGGGAACUUGCCAUCUUGUAUAAAUGCCCAAGAACAGCCAGUGUGAAAGCUGAGACUGAUGUCAAGAUCUGGGCUAUUGACAGACAAACCUUCCAGACAAUCAUGAUGAAGACAGGAAUUAUGAGACAGAAAGAACAUAUUGACUUCUUGAAAAGUGUCCCAUUGCUGGCUAAGUUGCGUGAGGAUUUGCUGUCCAAAGUUGCAGAUGUCAUUGAAGAGGCAUUCUAUGAUGAGGGGGAGUAUAUCAUUCGGCAAGGUGCUAGAGGAGACACAUUCUUCAUCAUCAAGAAGGGAGCUGUUAAUAUCACCCAGCGACCCUCAGUACAUGCUGAACCUGUGUUUGUUCGCACUCUUGGAAAAGGUGACUUCUUUGGUGAAAAAGCUCUCAAGGGAGAGGAUCUGCGAACAGCUAAUUGCAUAGCAGCCAAAGGAGGUGUCCAUUGUUUAGUGUUAGAUAGAGAAGCUUUUGAAGCAUAUAUUGGUAGUUUAGAAGACAUGAAGACAGACAAAUAUAGUGACAAGGAGAGGGGAGUUGAACCUCAGAUUGCAAGACAGCUUCAAGAAAUGGAAAGUCGCACAAAAGCAGAAAUAGAUGAAUUUGCCAGUGUGACCUUGAAAGAUAUUUCAAUUGUGAAGACAUUAGGUGUUGGUGGCUUUGGACGUGUUGAACUGAUUCAACUGGCCAACGACAAGAGAACCUUUGCUCUGAAAACGCUAAAGAAGCACCACAUUGUUGAAACAAGACAGCAAGACCACAUCAUGUCAGAAAAGAAAAUCAUGAUGGAAGCAAAUUGUCCCUUCAUUGUAAGGUUAUAUACAACAUUUAAGAAUAGUAAAUAUUUGUACAUGCUUUUGGAAGCUUGUCUAGGUGGCGAGCUUUGGACUAUUCUCAGAGACAAGGGAUCAUUUGAUGAUGGAACCACGCGGUUUUAUGUAGGUUGUGUAAUAGAGGCCUUUACAUAUCUUCACGAAAGGGGAAUCGUGUACAGAGAUUUGAAGCCUGAAAACUUACUACUGGAUUCCAAAGGUUAUUGCAAAUUGGUCGACUUUGGUUUUGCAAAGAAAAUAGGCUCUGGACGGAAAACGUGGACAUUCUGUGGAACUCCGGAGUAUGUGGCGCCAGAAAUAAUUCUUAAUAAGGGUCACGACUUAUCAGCGGAUUAUUGGUCUCUAGGAAUUCUUAUGUUUGAACUGCUUACAGGCAGCCCUCCUUUCACUGGGUCAGACCCAAUGAAGACCUACAACAUAAUUCUCAAGGGAAUUGAUAUGAUUGAAUUUCCUCGCAAGGUCCUUAAAAAUGCGCAUGCCCUCAUUAAGAGGCUCUGUCGAGACAACCCCACUGAGCGACUCGGCUACCAAAAAGGAGGUCUUAAAGACAUCAAGAAGAACAAGUGGUUUGAUGGUUUCAACUGGGAAGGUUUGAAGCAGAGGAAACUUCAAGCGCCAAUCAUUCCGAAGAUCAAGUCUCCGACAGACGCAUCAAACUUCGACGACUAUCCACCUGAUGACGAGGUACCUCCUGAUGACUCGACAGGCUGGGACAAGGAUUUCUAGCCGUCCAAAGUGUCGCCUCGCGUGUGCUGCUGCCCAAUGGAAAGAAAACAAACCUUUAUUUUCUUCGUGUACAGCAGCAAGAUGGCAGAGUCCUUUCCCGCUGACCUUUCUGCUCUUCUUCUAUAUCCUUAGUUAGAUAAUUCUCAUGUUUGAAUACUUUUUUCAUGCCUGGGAAAAUUCCAAUUGGUCGACUUUGAAUCCAUGCUGUGUGACGUUAAGUCGCCACAAAAUAAACAAAGAACUUGAAAACGUUAAGGGAGAUUACGUCACUGGUGGCACAUUUUGAAAAGUUUAGCCCACAUUUUUCAAGUUCCUCGUUGGCAGUCCACCUUUCUUUUCCGUGUAUUGUUACUUCUAUGGUCUUUCUGUACGUUUGUAAGUUAUUUUCAGGUUCCUUCCAUUUCAAGGUUAUUUUGUAACCUGAUUCACCUUGUGAAAUAGCUCCAUUCGGUCAUUGAUCUCAGCCUGAAAAUUUGAUAUUUGUCACACUGAACGUGUACUAUUGUCCAAUAUUUUCCCUUGAAAUUACAAUUAUUGAUGAAUUUGAGCUGUAAUGUGAUAGGUUUUCCUCCCUUGCACAACCCUCUCUCUUCUUAAUAUAAUUUGUCUGCAAAUGCGGUGGUUAAGAGAGAGAGGAAGGGGGGAACUAUUGUUUAAAAGUUGAAAGCUUCAGUUGAAUUAGAAAUGAUGAUGAUGAUAAUGAUGAUAAUGAUAAUAAUAAUCCUAAUAUUUUAACAAUAUUUUAUUCUUUACUGGUUUGCCUUGGAGAGUCGCGUAAGCCAGGCAUAACCACAUAUUUUUCAAUGAUAAAUCAAUGUAAUUACGACUAUCCGUAGUGUUAAGGCAGCCAACCAAACUAGUUGUAAAUGAAGAAAUUCACAGUAUCUCCUCCAGAACGUUUGCGAGUAAAGAAACACCAUGUAUCUAGUACAUGGAGAAAAUCGGUUAGUGGGACAUCGUUUCCAAUAUUCUUUCAGAUCAAGGAAUAUUAGUUAUGUAAAUAAUUCAGUCAUAUUAAUGCAGAUAAAACUACAAAGCGCUACUCUAUGUUGGUAUGAUUUUUGGUUAACUCUCCUCAUUGAAUUACUUCGUGCUUUUUUAGGCGUUUGUCAAUGUGUAUGACAGUGUAAUAGGUAAUGAUAACGAAUUAUCAAGUUAUGUCGCUAAGAUUGUCGGGCUCUUAAUUUAAAAGGUGAAAACGAACAAGAUUCGCCUAAAACCGCACCACUAAUCCCAUUCACGAGGAAAAAUAAAAAUACUCUGUAGGUUGCUCUCACAGUGGACUGUGCAAGUUUAGCACAGCUAUGGUUCGAACGACCUGACUGAGCUGAGCUUGCUGUUACUCUGUCGGUAGCGUCCUCCUCGCAUCGGGUAUUGCAGGAUAGCCCCGUUUGUUAGAGAACUGAAAUAGUCGAGAUAUUCGUUCACGGAGAGCAAAGAGCUACACUUGGUCACUUCGUCGGCCGAGCAAGUUUUCUUAGUGUAUAUGAAAUGAAUUGUCCAGACGUUAAUAUUUAGACAAGUCGUCACGUUUUGAUCUUUGGCGGCCUGAACGAUUCGUGAUUUGCGAUAUAAACUAGCCUUAUUACCAGACUGAUUCACGGCUGAUUCACUGACCGACUCAUUUCAUAUCCUCUUUAGUCACGCGUAACACUCUAAUCUAAAUGGCCGUUUUAAGUUCAUAGAAUGGCCUCUCUUAACCUUUGAGUAAAAUGUUAAGAAUAAGAGCACUUGGGCAUAGAACGAACAGUCAACAACAAACUAUGCAAUCUUGUGACUGUCAAUGAAAUUUCUGACAAUAUAACCGUAUUUCAGAAUGUCAGGUUUCAGUUUCGUCUAUACUGCUGAAGAAAGGUUGAUUAUUUCUUAUUUUCAAAUCGCGAAUUUAAGGAAGUGAACAAACGUCUACCUGACUUGAAUCGAUUUUCUCUUCUGUUCCAUCAUUGUUUUUGUACCCUACGAGUAGAAUUCCUUUGGAUCUUUCAGGACAGAUCCUUAGGGAACUCUGCUCACAAGGUAACUGGAGUUUUAAGAAUGUUUUUGCUUUAAGAAUUUUAGACCUUGCUUUACAUUAUAGGAGACUUUUUUAAGGAUUUAUUUAUUUCGGAGGUCCACUCCGGAAGAAAUUGUAAUCGUUAGAAAUUGUGCAAUGAUACACGGUGGUUUUGAUAUCCAUAUCCGUGAAAAGAAAUGAAUUAUAUUGUUGGUAAUUUUGUAUUUAUUCCCUCAAGUGCUGCUAAUCGUAAAACAAUAGGACAAACCUGAGUAGUGAAAGCAUCAUUAAAUUAAUUUUUUAACCAAUUCAA